AUGGCCCGCAUCAACCUCCCGCCCCUUACCCGUGGCAUCCUCGCUGCCCUCGUCCUGCUCACCCUGCUCAACUUUGGCCUGCGUCCCAACGCCAAUUGGGUUGAAAAGGUCGAGAAGCCCAUCAUUGGCGUAGGCAACGGAGUGCCGUGGCUGACCAUUGUGCCCCGUCUCUCGGUGCCGUGGUAUCCCUGGGUAUUCGCCCUCGCAACCGUCGUCGAGCAGAAUCUCCUUGGCCUCAUCACCACCGGCCUGACUGUCUUGUAUGGCGGCCGCUACCUCGAGAGGGCAUGGGGUUCGCAUGAGUUCACCAAGUUCAUGCUGUUUGUCGCCGUCAUACCGAAUCUUCUGACCUAUCUGCUCUACGUUCUGGGCUAUCUUCUUAUGCGCAAGGACUUUCUCAUGAAAACCACAAUCUCUGGCGGCAUUGCCAUCCAGGCCGGCUUCCUCGUCUCUUUCAAGCAGCUCGUUCCCGAACAUACGGUAGCCAUUGCCAAAGGCCUCAUCCGCAUGCGCGUCAAGCACUUCCCCGCCAUCUUCCUGCUCACAAACACACUCUCUGGCAUAAUAAUCGGCACAGAGACGGCCAUGUACCUCGCAUAUUUUGGCUUCAUGACAGCCUGGAUCUACCUCCGCUUCUAUCGCAUCAGUCCAUCGCUCUCUUCCACUGCCACGGGCGAAGGUUCCUUCAUUCGUGGAGAUGCCUCCGACACCUUUAGCUUUGCGCACUUCUUCCCAGAGCCAAUACAGACACCCCUUGGCGCUUUUGCAGACGGCAUCUACAACACAUUGGUCUCUCUUCAGGUCUGCACACCCUUUUCCGAUCGGGACAUUGAUGCGGGUAACGAACAGGCCACUGCUCGUGCUGAAGGUGGCCUCCCUAGCAUCAUGAACCCCAACAGCCGCGGCGGCCGUGGCGGGGCAACACGUGCCGAGGCAGAGAGGAGGAGAGCAUUGGCACUCGAAGCAUUGAACCAGAGGCUGAACGCUGCAGCCUCCCGGGGGCCAAGUACUGCUGCCCCAGCCGCUGUUUCAGUGUCUGGACCAUCACAGUCACUGGGCGAGACAAAUUACGAGCCUGAUGGGCCCAACGCCUUGGAAAAAUCAGCGGCUUAGUAUAGUCGUUAGUAUAAUUUAACAAAACUUAUUUUUCUCGCAAAGCCUCCUCUAUCGAUGUAGUCAUUGCAUCCGAGCGUACUUUCCUCGACUUCCAAAGAAUUGUUGUUUGCUUCGAGCAAUAUGCA
Molecule: messenger RNA, 1241 nt
Organism: Bipolaris maydis ATCC 48331
Lineage: Eukaryota; Fungi; Ascomycota; Dothideomycetes; Pleosporales; Pleosporaceae
Product: eukaryotic integral membrane protein-domain-containing protein
Biological process (GO): retrograde vesicle-mediated transport, Golgi to endoplasmic reticulum
Cellular component (GO): Golgi apparatus; membrane
Source: RefSeq, a predicted model, not a curated record